ACACUCAUUUUGACUCAUCACUCAUACACAUACACACUAUCUAGGGGUGUGUUAUCCGAUGGGCGUUACCAUAUAAUUCGCCCCAAACCACGUUAGUACUAUUGGUAAUCAAAUACGUGGGAUUAUUACACAGGGAAAGGUAGUUUCCAUACAGUUUUCUCUUAUCAACCAUACUCGAAUGUUUAUCACAGUUGCCAGAAUACCACUUUUGUGAAAUUACUUCGCAGUGUGCACCGAGUCAUAUUGGGUUACACAAGAGCAAGGAAGGAGAAACGGUUUCGAAGAUGACGUCAUUGGCAUUUAAAGAACACAAAGAGCAUUUAAAACGGUUGGGAAUCCCUCGUAUUGAUCCGAACAAGCAAUCUGUUGAGAAAACGGGCACAAAGGAAUAUGUUCAUGUCAACCCUAUCACAGCUAAACUUGGACCUGAUCUUGAUUUCUUCCAAGGAAUGGAAACUCUACAUGAUGUCUUUAAGAGGGGGAUGCGAUUAUCUAACAACGGAUCUUGCUAUGGAUGGAGGCCCGAACCAAAGGCACCUUACAGAUGGGUGACGUAUGAUCACAUUUACAAAAGAGCGGGAAACUUUGGAUCUGGUCUCAUAGCUGACGGGGUGGAGCCAGGACAACAGACUAUGAUUGGAUUGUACUCACAGAAUAGAAUUGGGUGGAGCAUCACCGAGCAGGCAUGCAAUCGAUACUCGUUUGUUCUCAUCCCACUCUAUGACACACUCGGUCCAGAUGCCUGCAAGUUCAUCGUCAACCAAGCUGAUAUCGGGACAGUGGUAUGUGACACAGAGAGUCGAGCAAAGCUUCUUCUUGAGAAAGCUGAUCAGAUGCCUGUUCUGAAAAGAAUUGUCAUGAUGAGCGCCAUCACCGACGAGCUGCGGAAAAGGACAGAGCAGUUGGAUAUCAAACUCCUUCAAUAUCGAGAAGUGGAGGAAAAUGGAUUAAACAACAAACAGCCGGACAUGCUCCCGAAGAAAAGCGACCUCUGCACAGUGUGUUACACCAGUGGGACGACUGGAAACCCUAAGGGAGCUAUGCUGACUCAUGGUAAUGUAAUCAGCAAUCUAUCCGCCUUCAUGGCACUCAUACACGAUAAAGCUCCGAUCUCAGACGAGACUCAUUUUUCGUAUCUACCUCUGGCGCACAUCUACGAACGGUUUGCUCAGGCGCUUAUCUUAGCACACGGAGGCCGUAUUGGUUACUCUCAAGGCGAUAUCAAACUCCUUACUGAUGAUAUCCAAGCUCUGAAACCAACCAUCAUGCCAGUCGUACCAAGGGUUAUGAACAGGAUCUAUGACAAGUUUCUUCAGGGAGUUAAGGAUAAAGGCAAGCUGAAAUACACUGUCUUCAACCUUGCAAGAAAGAAGAAACUUGCUCAGCUCAUGAAGGGUAAUACACGCACAGAUACGAAGUGGGAUAAGGUCUUCAAACCAUUAAGAGAUAUUAUGGGUGGAAACAUUCGUUUCAUGACGACUGGAUCGGCGCCUACCACAGAAGAAACCAAAAACUUCUUCCGCUGUGUUCUAGGAGUGACGCUCCUGGAGGGUUACGGACAAACGGAGACCACAGCGAUCGUAACAUGCGGUGUCCCGGCGGACAUGUCGCCUGGCCAUGUAGGAGCAGUACUUCCAAACACUGAGAUUAAAUUGGUUGAUGUACCCGAUAUGAAUUAUUAUGCAAAGAACGGGGAAGGAGAGAUUUGUAGCCGUGGUAGUAACAUCUUCAUUGGUUAUCUCAAGGAUGAGGAGAAGACAAGGGAGACAUUUGAUGAGGACGGUUGGAUGCACUCAGGUGACAUCGGAAAAUGGCUUCCGAAUGGUACACUGAAGAUUAUCGACAGGAAGAAACAUAUCUUCAAACUUCAGCAGGGAGAGUACGUCGCUCCAGAGAAAAUAGAAACCUAUUACCAGAGGAGCGAGUAUGUGGGUCAAGUCUACGUUCAUGGAGAUAGCUUACAGAGUUACUGUGUAGCCAUCAUUGUACCAGAUGAGGAGGUGCUUCUGAAAGUAGGAAAGUCAAAGGGAUUUGGAAAUAGCUUUGAGCAACUCUGCAAACGAAAGGAAGUCAACAAAAUGAUCCUCGACGAUUGUGUGAGAAUCGGGAAGCAAGCUGGACUCAACUCAUUUGAACAAGCAAAGAAAGUCUUCUUAUGCGCUGAACUGUUCUCCCUCGAGAAUGGGCUUCUCACCCCCACCAUGAAAUCGAAGCGCCCAGCACUGAAGAACUACUUCAAGAGCCAGAUAGACGCUAUGUAUGGCCAAUGAAGCAGUCCGCACAGAUCUGUAUAAAUUUCAGCUGCAUUUUUGUAUUUUCAUAUAUGUAUGAUUUAUGAAAAUUAUGAUAGAGCUGGGUUGAGUGUCUUGUAUCAACCAUUUCUAUAUUAUAUUUGAUAUUUUGAGAAAUUGGAGUUAAAAUUGAGUUUGUCGAUUUUUUUAAAGGAAUAUCAUCCUAAAAAGAUUUUACUUUUUUUAAUUGUUGAUACUUUAAUUUUGAAGCCAUUCAAAGAGCAACAGACAAAAUUACUUAUUCAUGUUCAAAAAGCAAGUUUCAUGACUUAAAACAAUACUUUUAAGUAAUUACUAAACAACAGUACUCCGGCGAAAUUCGACUUGCCGCUUUGAUGGAGGAGAAUGAUAGUUUAUUGUUAUAUUAUGAUAACAAUUAUUUGCUUAAAAUUGAUAAUAUUAACAAGAUCAUAAUCAUCCUCCUCCAUGAAAGCAGCAAGCCGAAUUUUAGGGGAAUAGGAAUAAUGGAACUUUUUACAAAUCUUCUAUUUUUAAAAUAGAUAAUAGAGGAAUAUAAUCAUGCUUGAUGUGUAUUUCAAAACUUGUUAAGGACCCUUAAGGUGAAUGGACACUUAAUCCGUACUCUUUUUUUUUACAGUGAAUAUAUCACGAGCUCGUCUCUUGUAUUUCUAUUUUUUAUUAAGUCUAUAUCGCAAUUUAAAAAAAUAACUGCGUGGAAUUGGAUAUCACAAUCAUGUCGCUGUACAGAUUUUAACAGUACUGCAUGGGGAAAAUCUUCUUUUGAACUCUUGAAUUCGGAAAUUACAAGAAAUUAGAGACGUUCCUUUUUGACGGUUGUCUAAUAUUUGGCAAAAUUCUAAAAAAGUACGUCUAGGUUCUGACUAGUCGUUAAAUGAACGCUUAACCAAUUAGUUUUACACUGUAAACACACCGUUUAAAAUUUUAAGCACGUUGUUAAUAUCCGUCACUCUAACAACUAUUGUUUAAACUGUUUAAACCAACUGUUUAUUUUUUUACACAACUGUUUAAACAUUUUAAACAAGUUGUUUAAAAAGUUUAAACAAUUACAGAAAAGUUUAAACAACUUUAAACAAUUUGUUGUUAGAGUGACAUGCUUAAACAAUGCGCAUUCUUUUUUUACUGUGUAUGCAAUGAACAGGGUAUGAAGAUAUUAUUUUGGUCGAUAACUGAUUCGAUAUUUUAUAUGGUAUGUAUAUAUUAGUCUUUUCACUCGGCCUUAUUUUGUAUUCAAUGAAAUAUGCUACUUACGAAUGUUUUUUAUACAGGUUUGAUCACUUUAGUGAAAUAUAAAUCAAGGAACUUUUUUUACUUCUGUAUAGAUUUUCUCGGUUAAGAUUAUAUGAAGAUAAUAUUUGUUUAUAUGUCUUUCAAAAAUUGUCUAACCUUCAUAUUCAUCAUUAUCAAUUAUUAUUCAUACAUGAGUUUUAUCAAGUAUAUAAUGCACUGUACAUUUCUAAAACAUAGUUACUAAUAAGAAAAUAUUGUUACGCGUCAACCGAGAUUUGUUUGACUCACGAUACAACAUUGUAUAGUAUAAUAUUCUUGUUUUUUAUUCUCAAUAUUUUUGCAGCUUUGUAUUCAUUUGUUCUAUUCAAUAUGAAUGGAGUAGGUACGUUUGAAUUUAAGGCCCUGUGAUCUUGUUGCCCCGAAUCGUUUCAAAACACCCAAAGACAGGGGCGGCGUCGGGAUGGAGGGGGGGGGGGGGGCAAGCCGACGACAUAUUCUUCCUUAAUUCAGUAAUAGGGGUAUUGUUGAGUUACACGGCCAAACCUUUCCUUUUUUUUUAUAUACAAUUUUCGUUUUUCUUUCUAUCCUCUUUAUUUCCUCCUCGCCCCCCCCCCCCGUUUUUUUUUUUCAAACGUCAUAAGGGGCAGUUGCCUCCUGCCCCUACACUUGUGGCACCGCCCCUGCCCAAAUAUUGAGCCCCUACAAAUAUUUUGUUUGGGCAUAUUUGAUGUAGAGGUCCCUUUGAAACCAAUUUAUAUCCACCGUGAUUGUUGUAUGCAUGGUGGACUUGAUCAUGGGCCCUUAACACAAAGCUUAGCAAUCAUUGUUUAACAUUAUUUUACGAUUGAUUGCAUUGACUACAAUGUGUAAUCAACUUAAAAAUCAAGCGUAUGAUUAAUCGCAAACCCUUGUGUUACGGGACAAAGGUCGGUAUUGAGGCCCUUGCCUCGUCUGGUGUGCAGUCGGGAUCUUAUUUCUUAAAGAUAUUCAGAGUAUAUUUUUUUAUAUAUCAUGCAAAUUCUACCUUUUCAAACUAAAAUGUGGUGAUAUUUUUAUCUUUUGUAAAAUUGAGUAAAAUGUGUAUGGUCCGAAUGCCUUUGAAUUAAAACCGACUGCUAUUCGUAAAAAAAAAAAGAAGAAAAAACAAUGUUUAAGUUUCUAACCUUGAUGUCUUGAUAUUAAGUCAAAUGUGAUUUUAUUGUAAUUGGUGGUUGUUUCAUUAACUUGAAUAAUAUUAUAUCUGAACUGUCACCUCAAUAAAUGGCCAAAUAUUUUUCGUCUAUUUUGUUUAUUAAACUA
Lytechinus pictus (painted urchin) is the source of this 4799-nucleotide messenger RNA. Its product is annotated as long-chain-fatty-acid--CoA ligase 6-like. The transcript is spliced from 20 exons. Gene Ontology annotation, cellular component: endoplasmic reticulum; membrane. Bases 285 to 2270 code for a protein of 661 amino acids. Gene Ontology annotation, molecular function: long-chain fatty acid-CoA ligase activity. NCBI's taxonomy places the organism in Eukaryota, Metazoa, Echinodermata, Echinoidea, Temnopleuroida, Toxopneustidae. The record is from RefSeq and is a predicted model, not a curated record. Gene Ontology annotation, biological process: long-chain fatty acid metabolic process.